UGUCACGCGCACAGUUCUCCUGCGGUCCCUCCCCGGCUUCAUCCUGAAGGAAGAGCUGCUUUGUGUCUGAUCGGUGUCAGGUUGAAGAAAACAGAAAUGAAUCAAAGCCCAGAGCAGGAGGAGGUGACUGGGAUGGUUUGUCAGGAGACUGACCUGAGAGAUGGACAGAUGAAGGAGGUGACUGUGGGGGACCAGAAAGUGUUGCUUGUCCGUACCCACGGUCAGUACAGCGCUGUUGGAAGCCAGUGCUCUCAUUACAACGCACCUCUUGUCAAAGGAGCACUGGUUCGUAACAGAGUGAGAUGUCCCUUUCACGGUGCUUGCUUUAAUGUCACAACUGGGGAUAUUGAGGAGUAUCCAGGUCUGGACAGUCUGCCCAGUUAUAAGGUAAAAGUUGAGGAUGGAAAGGUGUACGUUACCAUCAAAAAAAAUUCUGUGAAGUUGACAAAGCGGGUGAAGGAGAUGUGCAGCAUGGUACCAGACAUCAAACAUACUAUCCUGCUGAUAGGAGGAGGCCCUGCUGCCCUGGUUUGUGCUGAAACGCUGCGGCAGAACUGCUACCAAGGUCGAAUCAUCAUGGUAACCAGAGACAGCCUGCCUCCGUUUGACAAGCCCAAACUGAGUAAGGUUAUGAAUCUGGACAGCAGCAGCAUCCUCCUGCGGCCAAGCGACUUUUAUCAGCAGUAUGGGAUUGAGGUGUGGACACAGAAGGAGGUGGUAUCGGUAAGCCCGACUGAUAAGGCGGUGAAGUUAAACGAUGGCACUUUGCAGCAUUACGACCAGCUCCUCGUCUCAACUGGCUGCAGAGCGCAGCAGCUUAAGUGUCCGGGUUCUGACCUGAGGGGAGUGAAGUUAAUGCAGACUUAUGAAGACGCCAAAGAGAUUCACAGCUCCUGUCUGGGCCAGAAAGCUGUUGUAAUCGGAGCCUCCUUCAUAGGUAUGGAGGUGGCAUCCUCCUUAUCAGACAAAGCUGCCAGCGUGGCCGUGGUUGGCACCACCAGUUUCCCGUACGAGCGAUCUCUGGGGCCGGAGAUCGGCAAAAUGAGCAUGCAAAUGUUGGAGGAGCACAAUGUGAAGUUCUACAUGAACGAUGGAGUCACUGAGAUCAAAGGGGAGAACGGACAGGUAAAGGGGGUGGUGCUGAAGAGUGGUACAGUCCUGGAAGCUGAUGUGGUGAUUGCUGGAAUUGGCGUAAUCCCCAAUUCGGACUUCUUGGCAGGAAGCGAGUUGGAGGUGGAUUCGAGGAAAGCUGUGAUUGUUGACAAGUUCAUGAGGACCAAUAUACCAGAUAUUUUUAGUGCAGGGGAUGUUACCUCUUUCCCUCUGACCAUUCGUGGGGACCAAAGAGUCAACAUUGGUCACUGGCAGAUGUCACAAGCCCAAGGAAGAGUAGCUGCCCUAAACAUGCUGAAGAAACCAACCAAAAUUGAGUCUGUUCCUUUUUUCUGGACUGUGUUGCUUGGGAAGAGUAUCAGAUACGCAGGCUAUGGGGAAGGAUACACAGAAAUCAUAUUCAAAGGCAAAGUGGAAGAAAGGAAAUUCCUGGCGUUUUAUAUAAAAGAUGAGGCGGUGGUAGCCGCUGCCAGCCUGAUGUUCGACCCUGCAGUGGCUCGUGUCGCAGAGCUGAUGGCUACUGGGCAGAUUUUAACCAAGGCACAAGCCCAAGCUGAUGACCUGAGCUGGCUGCAGAUGUAACCAGAGGCCCGCUGUAUGCAGGUGUAACACCUCUCAGUGACGAAGGAUGUCGCUUUUCUCUCUCUCGUUCCUCUCGCCAUCAGAUAAUGCUUUAUUGGACUGCUCCAUUUACUGCCUCAGGGCCUCUGAUAGCCAAUCAGAUGUCUGCUGUUACUCACAGCGCUGUUGCCACAGCAGCAAGCAGAGCUUUAUUGAAUCUGAACUUUGUGACUCGGUGAAUAAUCUGAUCUUUGUGUAAUGAGCCAAGCCUGGAUACGGUUUCACAACAUGAACACAAGCCUGAUUCCAAAAGAGUUGGGAUGCUGUGGAAAACCAGAAAAGACUGAAUGUGAGACUUUGCAAAUCCUUUUUGACACAUCAUCAACUGAAAACAGCACAAAGUCAAUACAUUCCAUGUUUUUUUUAAAUAGCUGCUCAUUCUGAAUUUAAUGCAGCAACACGUGUCACACAAGCUGGGACAGGAGCAACAAAAGCCUAUGUUAGAGGCGUCAAAUUCAGAGUGAGUGUUUAUGACUUUGAACAUUGAUUAUCUUAUCUUGUCUUUGUCCUAUAUCUACUUGACUGUGGAAAGAAAAGGAUUUGCAAAUGAUUGCAUUUUGAUUUUAUUUCUGUAUUACAAAGCGUCCCAACUCUUAUUGAGGUUGUUCAUCCAAACAUUGUGAACUUGAAAUUCUAAGAUUCCAUAAACAUUCAGUUCAAUAGUAUUUUGUAGGAUAGUCGUAGCAAUAUAAUAGCAAAGUGAUGCAUUUCUCAUACUAUUUUAUCCACUUAAAAGACAAGCCAAAGGACUUAAAAGACACUUUAAAAGAAAAACACCACUCAACUUAUAAUAUAUUUAAUCAGUAACAUAAAUGACAAUGGUCAGUAAAAAUACUGAACUCAAUUAACAUAGCGAUGGAUGUGUUAUUAAUUAACAUUUUUUUUAUUAACUUUGUUUUGGUAUCUUAUGCUGAUACCUCUGUUUCAUGUUCACUGUAAUGCUUUUAUCAAUCAGGUUUACAUCCGAGGUGUGGCUUUCUGUUUGGUCUUUAUCCAACAAUUGAUGUAAAACUCAGAUUCAUGGAUUAAGUAUUUUGAAGUUCAGAUCCAGAUGAGGAGAAAGUUGGUACGGAAACACUUUGUGGGAUCUCACCUUUCACUGACUUCAGAAGUGUGUGUUACAUAACUAAUGCUCAGGUCUUAAACAAAUCAGUUAGGCAGCUUCAACAUCCAUGGUUAUCCAUAUGUCAUGUUUACUGUUGUCAGCCUAUGGGUGCAGUGUGGGGGCUGUUUUCCCUUCAGUUGUUUCACUGACUCCCAAUACAUUAUUGUUCAUCUGUAGAAAACCUUUGCUGCUUCAUUUGUUCUAGGUUUUAACAGUUGCAGUUGAUUUUUAACUCUUUUGUUGUUCAUAGGCGUCUUGAAUCUGGUCUCUUUGUCCUCUUCUCUGCCAAACUGUCUUUUUUGUUUGUUUAACAUGUAAUA
Messenger RNA from Chelmon rostratus (copperband butterflyfish), 3159 nucleotides. It is a transcript of the gene aifm4, whose product is annotated as apoptosis inducing factor mitochondria associated 4. The transcript has 19 exons. Lineage: Eukaryota; Metazoa; Chordata; Actinopteri; Chaetodontiformes; Chaetodontidae. Gene Ontology annotation, cellular component: cytoplasm. The record is from RefSeq and is a predicted model, not a curated record. Gene Ontology annotation, molecular function: 2 iron, 2 sulfur cluster binding; flavin adenine dinucleotide binding; oxidoreductase activity, acting on NAD(P)H. Bases 97 to 1695 code for a protein of 532 amino acids.